Messenger RNA from Panicum virgatum (switchgrass), 1239 nucleotides. RefSeq lists its product as uncharacterized. The record is from RefSeq and is a predicted model, not a curated record. The coding region runs from base 192 to 1031 and encodes 279 amino acids. Lineage: Eukaryota; Viridiplantae; Streptophyta; Magnoliopsida; Poales; Poaceae. Gene Ontology annotation, molecular function: DNA binding. The transcript has 2 exons.
CCGCUCAGGGCUCGCGGGCUCGGGGGCCUCAGGUUCAUCCCCUCCCUCUGUUUCUUGAGCCUUCCCCUUCUCUCGGACUCUCCUCCCUUGCUCUUCCUUCCCUGGCAGCGGCGACGACUGGGCGAGCGGCGGCGCCAUUUAUCACGUCUUCGCCCAGCCAUUUGCCGGCGACGAGCAUCCUCCAGAAAACCAUGGAAGGGGCUGAUUUCAAAGAGUCAGAAGCUGAAUCUGUCAUCAAAGUUGCUAGAGAGCCUGCCAUCAUUAUCAAUGGUGUUCCAGACUUGCCCCCUGAUUGCACUGCUGGUGCUCUACCUGAGGUAAAAAAUGAUGCAAAAUCUCAAGUUGAUCCUCAUUUUGGUGAAUGGCUAGAAGGGAGGAAGGUGAGGAAGCUUUUCGGAGACACAUAUUAUGUCGGGAAAGUAGUCAAGUAUGACAGUGAAGGCAACUGGUACAAUAUCAUCUACGAUGAUGGAGACCAGGAAGAUCUUGAGUGGUGUGAACUUGAGGAGGUCCUGCUGCCGUUGGACAUAACUGUUCCACUCAGAACACUUGUUAUUGACAAAUGCAAACUUCAGGGAUCAAUUCCUGACUACAGCAGACCUAAGGUGGGUAGACCAAAGAAACUAUAUGCUACAAUUGGUGGUGAUACGAAGAGAACGUCAAAUAUGGUUACAGUAUCCCAUGGAAAUGAUGUUACGAACAAUCAGAUGGUUAUGUUUGGAGUAGAGGGGCAGGCUAGUAAUCAAUCUAGAAAGAGGGGCAGGCCUCGAAAGGAUGGAUCUUUAUCUGCCAAUAGUCAACCUAAAAAAAGAGGGCGGCCUCCGAAAAACAGGAAUUCUUUAGGAAAUUCUCAGAGUGCAGAAAAUACUCCUGAUUCUCUGGCCCUUGUGCCAGUGCAAGACAAUGCGCAUGAAUCUUCCAGGAGCCAGAACAGCACCCUUCAGCACAAUACAAUGACAGUUCGGGCUGAAAAACUUAAAAGAGAAAAUUUGCGUGUUCAAGGCACACCAUCAGGAACCCAGAAAUUCUAGGAAACAAGUAGUUUCACUUCUCGAAUAUAGAAAUCUGUGUGCAUUUCAGAAUCUAUGUGUGAUGCUUACAUGCUUUCAACCCAUAUUUUGUACAACCCGGCGUACAACAAAACUUGUAAAGCUAAGUCUGCUAUACCAAUGCUAUUGUAAUCUUUCCUAUACAAGUGUCUUCUGGCAUAUGUGGUCUUAGAAGUUUUCCUUGUGGAAA